Messenger RNA from Punica granatum (pomegranate), 817 nucleotides. Lineage: Eukaryota; Viridiplantae; Streptophyta; Magnoliopsida; Myrtales; Lythraceae. The record is from RefSeq and is a predicted model, not a curated record.
CACUUCAACAGACAUUGCAGUGGGGGAAAUGGUUUCCUUAAGGUUUACUACCUCUGUUCUCCUUUACUUCCUCUUCUCCCUGCAAGUAUGCAACUCCCAUGCUCAACAAGGGACAGAUGAAAUGCCUGCAAUUCAGAAAAACGGGAUAAUGGCGGGACUUGUAGGAAUAAGCACUCCACCUGUCGAAAAGGAAAUUCACGAUGAAUUAAUUCGCUCGACGAAAGAAGAGCAUGUGAUGAUGGUCGGGGGUAGGAAGAUGAAGAUGAGGAAGGCGUUGAGUGAAGAUUCUUCUAUUGCCAGUGCCAGCAAGGAAGAAAGUUCCAUUGGAGGAGCUUCGGAAAAUAUUUCAGGAGAGGCCGAGUAUGCUUUGAAGAAGCGCCAUGGGAGCUCUUCUGUGCACAUGAUAAAUCAGUCGAACACAAACUCGUCGCAUUCCCCCGAAAGCUCGAUAUCAUCGCGAACAUCACCAGAGAAAUCAGUAACGACCGGAGGGUUGUCGUCUGAAGAGAAUCGGCCCGGGCCCGAAAACCACUCGGGGGCGGCGGCAGGUGGGGAUGAAGCUAAAGGGCUGAUGAUUAUGGACUACUUCCACGGGACAGCCCGCCACCCCCCUCCGAUCAACAAUUGAUGAAUGAAUCCGUUUCAACAAAUUUCAUCCAGUGUUUCACAAUUUUGGCCUCAAUAGAUGAUUAAUUUCACAUAUGCUCUAGAUUAUUAUAGAAUGUACUCUAACCAAUCCCCUUUAGUGUGAGUUAAUUGUUACGUGCCGGAAUUGACGACUGGGAUGCUGUGAUCAAUCGUAUGAUUAACAUCUUUA